AUGCGGGCAACGAGGACCUUGCGAGCACAGAAUGCGCAGUCAUUGGAUAAGCAGGAGGCCGAUCAGCCCAACCCGUCUGAACUCCUCCGCGUCGUCUCGGUUCAUCUGUGCGGUGCUCCUGCCGCUGCUGUGUUUCCUGCUGUUUCUGCGUGGUUGUUGCGAGAAGACGAAGAGGCGACUGCGUUGACCGCCCGGCAUCGAGAAGACUGA
Molecule: messenger RNA, 210 nt
Organism: Penicillium argentinense
Lineage: Eukaryota; Fungi; Ascomycota; Eurotiomycetes; Eurotiales; Aspergillaceae
Exons: 1
Coding region: 1-210 (69 amino acids)
Source: RefSeq, a predicted model, not a curated record